Molecule: messenger RNA, 632 nt
Organism: Prunus avium (sweet cherry)
Lineage: Eukaryota; Viridiplantae; Streptophyta; Magnoliopsida; Rosales; Rosaceae
Source: RefSeq, a predicted model, not a curated record
AUGGCAUAUGCUUUUAAAAAAAACAUUUAUUUAUUUAUUUUUAUUUGCGAAGUUCUAAAGAAAGAAGAAGAGGAAAGGAAAGCAAGAGAAGGCAGUACACGUAAAGUCAUCAACACUGAUAAAGUUGGAGGUCCAGAUUUGAAAAGUUUCAUUCGGCAAUUUGGUGUUCCUUCUGAAGGUGAUGAAAAUCAGGAAGAAUCUGUUUCGAUGGAAGGAGUGAGGAACUCCCAAGAGAAAGAAGCUAAAAAAGCAAAACAAGAUCUUGAGUCUACAGAGCCAACAGGAUCUGGUCAAACAUUCAGGCCAGGAACAUGGCAGCCACCAACAUGAAGUCACCCCUUGUGUCUAAGCAUAAAACACUGAUGUGUUCUGCCAAUGCCGACGGCCAUGGCCCAUAGCUGAGUUGUGAGUGAAGCUGUAAGGUUUUAGGGAGAGCUUUUUUGGCGGCACCAUGUCAAUACAUUUAUACUUUGUUUUCCCUUUCAGGCCAGAAAAAUGAAAAACCCAGACACGAUACAUCCUUGACCACGCAUUGAUUGGGUUUUGUUGCCCCUUCAACUUUCAAAAGUGUAUACAAAGUUGUACGCCAAAUUUAUUAUAUUGAUGUACAUGAAGUUCCUUAUCUUUUUCUA